Molecule: messenger RNA, 2379 nt
Organism: Radiomyces spectabilis
Lineage: Eukaryota; Fungi; Mucoromycota; Mucoromycetes; Mucorales; Radiomycetaceae
Exons: 8
Coding region: 179-1999 (606 amino acids)
Source: RefSeq, a predicted model, not a curated record
CACGGAACUCCUUGACUUUUUUCUUCAUUGAUAUGAACAUGAAUAACGAUGAUAGUCCAAUCCCCAUUGAAUUAUUACUAUAGCAGAAAUUAGAAAUUUCGCUUUCUCUCUCUCGGAGUUUUCAGCAUGUAAGAUAGCCAAAACGGUUCACAGCUAGAUUACAUACAGCCCUAAAGCCAUGGACCAUUCAGUCUUUACAGACAAGGAAAUGCUCGGUGGUGUACGCUCAGACGAUGAUAUAUGGGCUCGCUGUGCUAAUAUCAUCAUCACACUUCUUGAGGAUUGCUUCUUUGAAGAGGAUCAGCAAAGACCCAAAAAGACAAAACGGGUUCCCGAAAUGGACAACAGCAAAGAUCGCGUGAAUGACUUGUUACGAUCCACCAAAGAGCCAUUUCUGCUGGAAAUGGGAUUUGCUUCCGUCAAACGUAAACGCAAUUUCUGUGACGAGUUGCGCGACAAGAAAACGCAAAAACUGUCGUACAACCUGGCCAACGAUAUCGCCCGGAGCUUGUCCAUGACCGACAACGAUCCCGAACGCAACGGCAAUGAAGACGAUAUUGAUAUGAAACCUUCCUCGUCCGACACCGCCGCGUCCUACACUUGCCGAAAGAUUGUCCGUUCCCCUGUCAUACGCCGCUCGUCCUCCAAUCGUGGCUCGCCCGCGCCAUCCGAUGAUAACCAUCAUAUGGAUGAAUCCUCUUCGGCCGACUUGACGCCUAUACCUACGUUGCGUCGUAUUUCUUUGAGCGGAGCGAUGAAUCUCAAUCGGUCGAUCGAUCUGAGUCAAUGGUUAGCAUUGCAGGCGCAAAGGGAAGGUCUGGGCAUCCAAGAGUAUAAGCAACUAUUUGAAGAAAAGCAGAGUCAGUUACAUCAAUUGCUCGCCGAUUUAAACACGACGCAUGACUCCCAAGCGGAUGGACAGCGAUUUCACGAUAUCAAAGCCAAACUGGGCCAGAUCCUUAAACUCGCAGACGAAAUGAGCGGUGACCAUUCACUGUGUUUUACCGAAAUCUUUCCCGAGUGGAAAGCGUGUGAAGGACGAAUCAAUAAAAUUGCAGCAUACGUUCAGUCUAUCGAAGAUAUGAAUCACCUGGUAGCUACAGCGAUACCUCGCAGCAACGAUCUGCUGCAUGAUAUCAAGUACCUGCAUUCUAUUUUGGAAAUGAAGAUCAAUUUAUUCGGUGAUAACCUGGUGCAGCACGGUUUGGAAUGGAAAGCCAUGGGAUUGCCCGUGGACGAUGACCUUUUGCUGGCUGUCAAACGCUACUUUUUCAAUAUUUGUGAUGUUUUACUAAACGAACUCCAUCUGGCAUGUUCUCAACUGCCACUGAAUCGCACCCCCGACAAAUCCUCCCCUGAACCCUACACCAUAGAAAAGCUUAUCGAAUGCAUACUAUUGGGCCUUGAAUUUACCAGCAACACCAUUGCAUUUAUUGGAUAUUCUUCGUCCAUUCUGAUAUUUAAAAGUCGGAUUUUGGCCCUUAUAUGUGGCCAAUGGAUUGCCGACAGUUUGGCGGGCCUGAACAAAUUGCAAGUGGACCGACCCACUUUUGGGAAUAAGCCGGCAGCUCAGCGAUCGAUUCGCAUCGAUAUUCGACUCAUGCAGCUACUGGAAAGUAUGACGCGCGUGCUUUCGUCACUGGAUACGCUUCAAGAAACAGACAUUCAAGCCGAUUUUCACGAUGAGGAACCCGCCAUGGUAUCCAACGGAGAAGCCUUGCAUCUUUUAGAAAAGUUUUCUUUGGUACUCGUCGAUAUAACCAUCAAUGCAGUGGCUGUGAUUGAAACGAGUCGAAACAUUCAAGACCCGGCCCAUGCAGCGAGUAAAUCAGCCAACAUCAUGUCGAAUCCCCAAAUGGCUUAUCUGUACAUGGAAGAAUCUCUAUUAUCUUUUGCCGAUAAAGUCAUUGAAUUAGCCGGACGAGAAACCAUCGAUGGCCCCCAAAUUCAGCGAUUACAUUCUUAUUUAGAAGAGAUAGAAGAAAACUUGACAUCAUGAUCCUACUUUUUAUGAAUUUUUGAAUGAUUGAUCUAGCUUAUUUUUUGAGAUUCCCAUUUGUCCCCUUUCGCUCGAAAAUCGAUUUGAGAAGGCGCAUAUUCAUAAACAAGCAACACAUCACCCGUGUGUCAAUCUGUGACGGCUAUUUCACGCACCCGGCAUCGAGGCCCUUAAAACUACAACUCUUCUCGACCAAGGUGUCUUCAAUGUGAAAGAUCGGUCACCCUGUUUCGAGCGUCAUCAUCACUUUCACAAACAAUCCAAAAACGGCAGGGAUAGUCUCAUCUGUUGUCAUCCGAUCAUGAAUUUCCACGCCCAUUUUAGGUAAUUCCAUGAUUUCCCAAUAACCCCCGGGAUUAUCCGACCCAAAAAAAGUCAUG